GCCUGGAGUGAUCCAUUGACUUCAAAGCCCUCCCUGGAACUGUUAACCAGCAACACUGGGGCUGUGUGAUGGACCCAGGCACCCUGGGCUGGGAAUUUGGGCAUGAUUAGGACAAGGGGUUGUUGUUUCUAGGGAGAUGCCAGGCAGGAGUGGAAAAGUCAUCCAGCUCUCUGCCACCCCUGCACUGCAUUGUCCUGGUGGCCAGGGGGGCCAUUGUCCUGGUGGCCAAGUGGGCCAUUGUCCUGGUGGCCAGGGGGGCCAUUGUCCUGGUGGCCAGGUGAUCCAUUGUCCUGGUGGCCAGGUGAGCCAUUGUCCUGGUGGCCAGGUGAUCCAUUGUCCUGGUGGCCAGGUGGGCCAUUGUCCUGGUGGCCAGGUGGGCCAUUGUCCUGGUGGCCAGGCGAUCCAUUGUCCUGGUGGCCAGGCGAUCCAUUGUCCUGGUGGCCAGGUGAUCCAUUGUCCUGGUGGCCAGGUGGGCCAUUGUCCUGGUGGCCAGGUGGGCCAUUGUCCUGGUGGCCAGGUGAGCCAUUGUCCUGGUGGCCAGGUGGGCCAUUGUCCUGGUGGCCAGGUGAGCCAUUGUCCUGGUGGCCAGGUGGGCCAUUGAUCUGGUGGCCAGGUGGGCCAUUGGGGCUGUGCUGGAACUGCUGCCUUCACAAAAGCCAGCAGGAAGAUUGUCCUGGGUCAAACUCCAGCUCUGCCCGUGAGCUUUGCCCUUCUGAGACGCAUCAUCUCUUUCAGAUGCUGACACAGGGCACUUGGGGCUGGGGAAUCUUCCCACUGAAGCAGCAACUUCUUCCUUUUUGCUAUUUAUAUCUGAAAUGAUUCUUGGAGUUUUGCUUCCCAUCCCGUAACAAAGUGAACUCGGUGGCCUCCAAAUGCUGAUAACUUGGUGAGAAAAGGGAUCCCACUCACAGCCCUCCAAGCAGCAAAAGAAGCUUUUUGCAACAUCAAAACCAUUUGGUUGAACUCAAAGGAGUUUCAAUUUGUGCUGCCAAAAUUGCAGCGGGGAUGGGAAUACUUCUGCCAUCUGUGGGGGGCAGUCCAAGGAAACAUUUUGUCAUCUUGCAGUGAUUUAAAUGUGGAGAGCUCAUCCCCAGUUUCCUUAAGAUCAGCAGGGAGCCCUGCACUUCGCCAGGAGUAUUGACUUUGUUCCCCAUAAAGUUUUCUUACUCUGAAACUCCCUAAACUUUGUGUUCCUUGUUUCCUGCCCUGCAUCUUCUUCCCCCCACCCCUUAUGGGGACAGCCCUUUUUUCAUUUCUGAUUUCAAAUAUUUUUUUCUGUAGGUUAUUUUGUCCAGAAAAGGGGGCAGAAAAGGUUUAUUAUAUUUAAAGUCUCUGAAUGGUGUCCUUGUCCACGAGGGAAAAUUGGCAAGCUUGCAGCCUUCUCUUACAGAGAGGGAAUUAUUUCACUUCCACCUACAGCAUACUUGCCAUGUCAGGCCAGCUUUUGACAUUUGUGCUGCUCUGGGACAGCCAAGAGGCUCUUGGUGGCUUCUGGAUUGUUCUGUGCCCUCUCUGUGGCUGCUGAGGGCUGGCUGCAGCUGGAGCUGGUGGCUUUGGCAGCUCCCAGUGCCCUUGGGUGUUGUCCCCUUUUGUCUUGGUGCUGCUCUGGCCUCGUGGGGCUCCAGGAAUGAGCUUGGGAAGGAUUUUGUGGUUCAGCCCCCAGCAGAGAGCAGGAGCAGCUCAGCCUUGCUCUGGGUGAGCCCGUCUGCUGGAGCAGUCAUUUCCACCUGGGUGUUUUCCAGAUUGGAGCAGGGCAUGGAAAAGGAGUGUCCCAGCUGGCCCCAGCCCUGCUGCACGUGGAGCUGGCACUGCAGGGACACUGCAGGGACACUGCAGGGACACCACCGUGCUCCCUGGGAUGGAGAGGAAGGAGCCAGAUGUGCCCACAGGGGUGCCCCAGCAGGGCUUGCCUGGCAUCACCACCCAGUCACAGGAAAAGCAGACAGGAAUCCUUCCCAGGCAGCAAAACCACAGCAAAGGGAGAAGGGGAAGAGCCAGAGGAGCUGGGGGCUGGUGCUGCACCCAGGGAUCAGCUGCUGGCUGUGAGACAGGGACAGGGACAAAACUGCACAGCCUCCCUGCUCCAGGAGCUUUGUGUCAUCUCCACAUUCUGGUGGAGAGAAGGUGGGCCAGCUGUGAUGGGUGGCAGGAGGGACCCUGGCAGAUUUCCCUCCCCAGCUCUCUCUGCAAGUGCAGCACGGUUUCCUUGAUCAGAUUUGGUUUUCUUAUCUCCUCAGCCCCUGUGUGCCAGCUCAAGGCUGUGCUGGGGGGUGCUUUCCACUGUGGGUGACAAGGACACCUCAGAGCUGGCCCAGAAACGUGGCAGGGCCACGUGUGUGCCGGGGUGGCCGUGGCAGCAGGAUGCUGUGGCUUCCAGAGCUGCUCACACAAACACAGAGAGCCCCAGGGCUGCAGCCUGGGAGGAAACGGUGAGGGCUGGGGCUGAGCUGCAGCUCCUGGGCCAGGCAGGGUGGCUCUGGGGGCAUGGCAGGGCCCUGGGCCUGCUGGGGGCUGCAGCUCUUGUCACGGUGUCACAGAAUCACCUGAGGACAUCCUGAGCUGGAAGGGACCCACCAGGAUCGCCAAAGUCCAGCUCCUGACCCUGCACUGGGUUAAAGUAAUUCAUUAAGGCAGAUAAAAGCCAAGAUCUGGGAUGUCCCCAGAGCCAGCCUGGACAAUCCCAGCCCCUGCAACCUCCCCCCAUGUGAGAGAAGGUGGGCCAGGUGUGAUGGGUGGCAAGGAGGGCACCUGAGAGCAUUUCCUACCCCAGCUCUCUCUGCAAGUGCUCUCUCCAUGUGCUCCGACCCUCCCAUCUCCCCCUCCUGUGCACACACGAUGGACAGAGGGGUCCAAACCCUUUCCAUGACCUCCUGAAGGCUCUUAAUGAGAUUCCUUAAUUGCUGCAGGGGUGGCCUGCAGACCCAGCACAGGAUUUCCCCAUAACCCCUGAGUGUUCACAGGCAUUCAGAAGACCAACAGAGAACAAACCCAUCCACAGGGAUGGCCCUGGGGGCCCCAGACUCCUCCAGGAGCUCUGCACCAGCAGCACAGUCCCAGGAGAAGCCUGCAGGGACCCUCACCUGCAGUGCCCUGGCACCUCUGUCCUCGAGGGCCCUGGUGGCCUCCCGUGCCCCUGGGCAGCGCCUGGCACCCAGGGGCACCCCUGGCAGGAGCCUUCCCACCUGAUGGCUUUUGCUUUCCACCCCCCUGGCCCUUUGUGCCUGCAGGGGAGGGUUUGUGGGCACUGCCCUCUGAGUGCCAGCGGGGUGAGUAAGAGCCAAGCCCUGCUGGGGCCAGCAGCUGUCCCACCCUUGGCCACUGGGCAGUGUUUGGUGACACUAUCUCUCCAGAUAAGCUUUUUACGUGUGGUUUUUCUCUUUGUUUUAGCCACGGAGAAAGUUCCAGGCGUUCAGACACGCCCAGGAGGCAGGAGCUGUCCUGGCCAGGGUGGGAGGAGCGAGCUGGGGCUCCCUGCCACCUUGGGGGCACCUGGGUACCUGGCCAGGAGAGGCUGCUCCUGGUCUGCCAGACCCCAAAUCCUUCCAGAUCCUGCUGUGGUGAGCACAGGAUUAAGAUGAGCCAUGGGAAAAAUCGAGGUGACCAGCAAAGCCCUUUAACUUGAGUGGGCUUUCUCUUAUUAAUUUAAAUUUAAUGUUUAUUAGCACCUGGGCAGGAGAGGCUGCUCCUGGUUUGCCAGGCCCAAAAUCCUUCCAGAUCCUGCUGUGGUGAGCACAGGAUGAGCCAUGGGAAAAAUCGAGGUGACCACCAUUCAACCUGAGUGGACUUCCUCUUAGAAAUUUAAAUUUAAUGUUGCCUGCUGCAAAGGUGUUUUGGAAAGGAAAGGUUUUGUGGUGUCUGCGUGCAGAGCUCUGUGUUUUUGUUUUGUUUCACAUGUUUUAUUUAAGCUGUCACAAAGGUUUUCACAGGCAGUGAGAGCAAGUUCCUUUCUCUUUCAACCCAGCUGCCCAAACCUGUUCCUGUGUGUGCAGCCAGAGCAUCCCCUGGAGCUGGGAGUGAACCCAGGGGGCUCUGAGCUCCUUGGCUGGGGUUGAUUUGGGGCUGGGGGCUCUGCCUGUGGCUGUCACUCCUUGUGUGGCUCAGAUAGCUCAGAGAUGGAGCCCCCAGUGACUUUUGGGGUGGCUGUAAUGGACUGGAGGCUGAACCAUGGAUGGUGGGUUUGCAGGAGCUUGGAUGUGGCACAGGAACCCCGUGUCCCCCCAGCUGCCUGGGCUGAGGAAGUCCCUGGGUUUCUUGUGCAGAGGAAAUCAUUACAAACAGGAUGUUUGCUCCCUGCACAGCCACAGGGCCCCGAGCAGCAGCAGCAGCAGCAGGAGGUGUGGGUGCUCCCAGCUCUCCCAGCUGCUGAUGUCACCUCGAUGGCAGAGCGCUCUGCAGGCUGGCCCUGCUCCUGGAGGAAGUGUGCUCAGAGGGUGAUCUGGGACACUGCCAGCUGGGUUUGUUUAAAUUGCAUUUCCGGGCUGAAAGGAGCUGCUCUGGCCACACCCAGAAUUAUUCUUUGGCAUCCCUGCCCCGGUUGGAAAUGCACCCUUGGAAGUUUCCCCGUGUUCCCAGUGCCCAGCUGCAGCCUGCUGGGCCUGGAUGGGCACACAGGGUCACGCUGCCCCAGAGGGACUGGUGCUGCUCAUUUCCUCAUUGCCAGGCUGCAAACCUGGCUGGAAUUCUGGGAGGUUUGCUCUGGGGAGCCCGGGAAGGGCUGGUGGCCACUGCUGGUUUAUUCUGCUCUGCUGAGUGUGCUGAGGAACACCACAAAAACAAUGGGCUGGAAUGAAGCUCCUGGGGCUGAGUGGGGUGACAGUGGGGCCACAGGGCACUCCUCUGCCUGGGGACAAUUCCUGCCUUUCCACGUGCCCAGGAAGCUGCUGCUGCUCUGGUUCAAGGCAUUAAACAACAACCAAGUGUUGGUAUGUCCCACUGAGGCUCUGCUGGCCCCAUCCCUCCUGCCAGACUUCCACCAGCAUGGGUGGGCAUUGCUUCUCCUGCUUUGGGAAUGGUCCAGCUGUCUUCCCCCCAGAUGUUCCUCUCCACCUGCCUGUUUCAGCCCUGGCCCCUGGUUAUUCUCCUCCAGCGGUGCCUCUGUCACACCUGCCCAGGUUUGUCCCCUCACUUUGUCCCUCUCUGGCUCCUCUGAGUGCCCAGAGCAGUUCCAGCUUUGCUGCAGCCCAGCUCCUGCUCCUGCUCCCCCCUGUCCAGAGCAAAGCAGCUGUCCCCAGCAGGUGACAGGGCUGGGAUGGGGCUUUCCUGGAGCUGCAGGAUCAAACCGUGAGAAAUGGAGCUUGAACCUUCUGCCCUGAGCUCCUGGGCCAGUGCUUGGAGCUGCUCUGAGUGACUGAGCCCCUCUGGAAGGGUUCAGAGAGCUGAGCUGUAAACACUGCUCAGGCCUGUCCUCGGGGUCACCUCUGGCAUUUCAGCACUCUGGAAUGCUGCCCUGUGUCACCUCCUCGAGGAGGAGAGAGCUUCUUGGAGAGGUGAAGCAUCUCUUGUCCCCUGGAAUCCCUGGCUGCUGAAAUGGUAACAGCUGAUCUGAGCAGGGAGCAGGGAAGGCAGGGCAGCUCUGGCUCGGCCUCUGCAGAGCUCAGGGGAGAGAUCUGCAUCCCUGAGCUGCUGGGGGCAGCUGGGAGGGGUGGCAAGGGGAUGUCUGGGACUGGCAGGGCUCUGCACAUCCCUGGGGAAAACGGCAGCAUGUGGGGAAUGUGCUCACCCUGUUCAUCGACAGGCUUUCCCCUCAAACUGCUCAAAACUAGAGAGCAAUGAACUGCUGAGCAAUGUGGGAAAACAAAAACAGCUAAAAACCCUUCCCUAAAGACACGAGAGCCCUCCCCAUCCCUGCCUUGGCAGGGAAAAGCCAGCCUGAAGCCUCUGAGCCACGUCAGCUCGCAGCUAUCACAGCUAUCCCACCCUGCUGGCAGGGAAGGGAUGGAACCGGGGCAGCUCCAAACCCCGAGGCUGCUGCUGGGGUGGGCACCAGCUACAGGGCUGCUGGGGGUGUCCCGGGCAGGGUCACCCUGCUGGGGGUGCCCCAGCCCCGGGAGGGUCCCUGGCAGCUGGGCAGAGGGUGGCACCUGAGCCCCAAGGGGAGCUCGCCCAGCUGGGAGGGGCAGGAAUCCAAGGCAGCUUUGCUGCUCUCCCCUGCCCUUGCCCCGUGGGCCCCAGCCUGGCUUUAACUCUC
Serinus canaria (Common canary) is the source of this 6187-nucleotide messenger RNA. RefSeq lists its product as uncharacterized. The transcript has 3 exons. Bases 4113 to 5312 code for a protein of 399 amino acids. The record is from RefSeq and is a predicted model, not a curated record. Lineage: Eukaryota; Metazoa; Chordata; Aves; Passeriformes; Fringillidae.